Mangifera indica (mango) is the source of this 2904-nucleotide messenger RNA. Its product is annotated as receptor-like protein kinase ANXUR1. NCBI's taxonomy places the organism in Eukaryota, Viridiplantae, Streptophyta, Magnoliopsida, Sapindales, Anacardiaceae. The record is from RefSeq and is a predicted model, not a curated record. The transcript has a single exon. Gene Ontology annotation, molecular function: transmembrane receptor protein tyrosine kinase activity; ATP binding. Gene Ontology annotation, cellular component: plasma membrane; plasmodesma. Gene Ontology annotation, biological process: protein autophosphorylation. The coding region runs from base 185 to 2755 and encodes 856 amino acids.
ACAAAAUAGGAAAAGAAAGAAAAGAAAACCAGGCAUCAAAAUUAACAGAUUUCUGGCGUACAGGAGGACUUAUUCAUUUCUUUCUUCUUUUUCUCUUUUCCUUGAGAAGCCUGUUUUGUGUUUUCCUGUACGCCAAACAGCGUGCCUAUUGUCUUCAGAUUUUGUUUUUCUCUUGUGAUGAGCCAUGUUUAACAAUACCCUUUUCUUAUCUUCUCUUGUUUGUUUAAUUGUUGUUUUCUUCAAUCCCAUUAAUGUUGUUUUGAGUGCUAAUGAAUCAAUAAUUUUGGACUGUGGCUCAAAUGAUGGUGGCACGGAUUCGGACGGUCGAAAAUGGGAAUCGGAUGCCAAAUAUACCUCUAGUGAAUCUAAAAUGAUCAAAGCUACAGACCAGGAUUCUUCAUUACCUUCUGCAAUUCCAUACAUGACUGCCAGAGUUUUUACAAACGAAGGGAACUAUAAAUUAUCUGUUAAAAAAGCCCAGCGGUAUUGGCUUAGAUUCUAUUUCUAUGAUGCAACUUAUCCGGACCUGAAUAUUGCCACCACCUAUUUCUCUUUGGCUGCAAAUGGCAUUACCCUUCUGAAUAAUUUUAGUGCUGCAAUCACUGCUCAAGCCCUUAAAAAACCUUUCUUUUUUAAGGAGUAUUCUCUGGCUCCAAUGGAUUCUGAUAGUCUAGAACUCACAUUUAAGCCUUCGGAUAAGUAUCAUGGAAGUUUCGCUUUUAUCAAUGGUAUAGAGUUGAUUCCAAUUCCAGACUUGUUCGGUAAAGCUCCGUUGGUUGGAGCCAAGGACCAAAAUGUGGAGAUGCAGAAGUCGAAUACACAGACGAUGUACAGAUUGAACGUUGCAGGUCAUUAUAUUUCUCCCAAGGAUGACUCUGAUGGUCUAAUGAGGACUUGGUAUGAUGAUAUGCCAUAUAUAUAUGGAGCUGCUGUUGGGGCAAGUAUCGUGAUUGAUGAUAAUGAUAAAAUUGACUACAAAAAAAUGCCACAUUAUAUAGCGCCUCCUGAUGUUUACAUGACUGCAAGAUCAAUGGGACCUGAUGCUAAUGUCAAUGUGGAUUACAAUCUCACUUGGAUUUUCUACAAUAUUGAUGCCAAUUUCACAUACCUUGUGAGGUUACAUUUCUGCGAGUUCGUUAUGGAUAGUAUCAACCAGAGAGUGUUUAAUAUUUACAUCAACAAUCAAUCUGCCCAGGUAUAUCCAGAUGCAGCUGAUGUAAUUGCCUGGACAAAAGGAAAAGAUGUACCGACAUACAGAGACUAUGCUAUAUUUAUCGAUGAUAAGCCGGGUGAUAAAGAGAUUCGAGUUGCAAUUUCACCAUCACCUGCAUCAAAGCCUCAAUUUUAUGAUUCAAUUCUCAAUGGAUUAGAGAUAUUCAAGAUUGAAGGUGGAAAGAACUUGGCAGGUCCUAAUCCUAAGAUUGAAGUGGGGCCAUACAAGGCUGGAAAUAGCUUCUCCAGGUUUUUUCAGAAUGAAGACAAUAGUACCAACAUGCAUGUGAUUGGACGAGCUGCUGGCGGGGCUGCAGCAUUUGGCCUUGUGGCUUCGUUAUGCUUUGUUGUUUACCGAAAGAAGAAGAGAGGCGCUGGUUCAGAGUCAAAUACUGCAAGCUGGCUGCCAAUUUCUGGCUCCUCUCAGACAUCAGGAAGUAAAUCAACCGCCUCCGGGAAUACUGCUGGUAGUCAUAUUUCAGCAAUGGCUCAGGGUCUUUGCCGCCGCUUUUCGCUUCAAGAGAUGAAACACGCCACCAAGAAUUUCAAUGAUGAUAAUGUUAUUGGUGUUGGAGGUUUCGGAAAGGUGUAUAAAGGUGUUCUUGACGAUAAAAUGAAAGUGGCUAUCAAGAGAUCAAACCCAUCUUCAGAUCAAGGAGUUAAUGAGUUUUUCACUGAAAUUGAGAUGCUUUCAAAGCUACGACACAAGCAUUUGGUAUCUCUGAUUGGAUUCUGUGAGGAAGAUAAUGAAAUGUGUUUGGUUUAUGAUUACAUGGCACUUGGAACUCUGAGGGAGCAUCUCUAUAACACGGAAAAGAAGCCAACUCUUUCAUGGAAGCAAAGGUUGGAGAUUUGCAUUGGAGCAGCCAGGGGACUUCACUACCUCCACACAGGAGCAAAAUACACCAUCAUUCACAGAGAUGUCAAGACAACAAAUAUUCUCCUGGAUGAGAAUUGGGUUGCCAAGGUUUCAGAUUUCGGCCUGUCAAAAACUGGUCCUAACAUGGACAAAGGCUAUGUUAGUACAGUAGUAAAGGGCAGUUUUGGUUACUUGGAUCCUGAAUAUUUCCGGAGACAACAAUUGACAGAAAAAUCAGAUGUUUACUCAUUCGGAGUAGUCCUUUUUGAGGUAUUGUGUGGAAGACCUGCUCUUAAUCCUAGCCUUCCGAAAGAACAAGUCAGUCUGGCAGAUUGGGCUCUAAAUUGUAAAAGAAGAGGGAUUCUGGAGGACAUCAUUGAUCCUGAAUUAAAGGGGAAAAUCACCCCGGAAUGCUACAACAAGUUUGUGGAUACAGCUCAGAAGUGCUUGUCUGAGAAUGGAUACCAGCGUCCCUCCAUGGGAGAUGUGUUGUGGAAUCUUGAGUUUGCUCUCCAAUUGCAGGAAAACCCUGAUGCUGCAUCAACUAUUGAUAGAAGUUAUGGUUCCCAGGAAGCUCCAAUAAGCAGAGAAAGUCCCAGCAGUGACAGUGAGCCAGAAAUUUCUGAACGAUCUGAAGGCAGUAAUGCCAUCUUCUCACAGAUAGUAAAUCAAACAGGGCGAUGAUGGUAAUGUUUUUAUUAAUUUGUUGUUUGUUUUUCUGCCAUUGAGAUGUACAUGAAAGAUCAUGAAGGAUCAAGGCCAUGGUACUCUAGAUCUCUAGCAUGUUCAACCAGUUAAAAUUCUUUCUAUUCAAAAAAAGGGUGUGCUUUUAA